Messenger RNA from Alternaria viburni, 681 nucleotides. RefSeq lists its product as uncharacterized. The record is from RefSeq and is a predicted model, not a curated record. Bases 1 to 681 code for a protein of 226 amino acids. The transcript has 4 exons. NCBI's taxonomy places the organism in Eukaryota, Fungi, Ascomycota, Dothideomycetes, Pleosporales, Pleosporaceae.
AUGAUUUCCAGUGAUAUGAGUCCCAUACCAACAGACACCUUCCCACGUCUUGUCGUAGACGGCAAGCCAGAAGAUAAAGACUGGGCCUCGACCCGCGAGACCAAGAAUGCGAACACUAAGCAAGGCAUCGAGAACCCCACUGUCGCGGACAUUCGCUGCUACACCUCCAAAACCGCGCCAAACGUCGCAAGCGUACCGGCCGGAUCCACUAUCCACUACAUAUCCACGCAACAAGUCAAUCACCCGGGACCAACGCAGUACUACCUUGCGAGAGUUCCUGAUGGCAAGGAUGUGAAGAGCUGGGAUGGGAGUGGUGCAGUGUGGUUCAAGAUUAGUACCACGAUGCCGACCGUAAACGCGCAGAAACAGAUGAGCUGGCCAGGACAGAACGAGUAUCUCACACCCAACACAACAAUCCCUGCUGCCACGCCAUCAGGCGAUUACCUGCUCCGCGUUGAGCACAUCGCACUGCAUAUGGCUAUGCAAGCGAACAAAGCGCAGUUCUACCUGGCUUGCUCGCAGAUCAAGAUAACAGGGGGAGGAAUUGGGCUGCCGAGCCCGCUAGUUGCGUUUCCAGGUGCCUACAAAAGUAAUGACCCGGGAAUUUUGGUCGACCUGAACAAGUACACAUCGGCACCAGAGACAUAUCAGCCGCCGGGUCCGGGUGUUUGGCGCGGUUAG